AUGCCCAUCAAUUCCAACGCUAUCCUCAACCGCCUUCAGGACCAAGUCGUACGUGACCAAACGUACCUCGAGUCGUGCUUCGACGACUUCGGAGAGACAGCCCUACAGCGCAACCUGAGCGACGAAGCACCAGCGAACCCUAUAAUGGACAAGUUUGUUUCAGACCUUGGGUCUGAAGGAAUUCGGACGAUGACCAACUUCACCGUGUCAGAAUUUGAGGCGCUCUGGGCCAUGGUUGACCAUGCACUGACGUCAGCCUGGCUGGAAGGCCGUGGACGCCGCUCACCGACAAGUCCUAAGGACGCCUUCUUUAUGACACUGAUUGUUCUCAAAUACUUCUGUACCUGGGAUAAGCAUGCGGCAGACUUCGGCUACAAGGCUCCAACGUUUGAGAAGUUGAUCAUGCGCGUCAUCCACAACUGCAAAGCCAACUUGAAAAAGACGCCGGACGACAUGAUCUUACCUGACCAUGGUGAGCUUGCUGCCGAGUAUCGAUCGUCGUGGGCAUGUCUUGUUGACAUGGGGUACAUUGGUGUCGCGCAUGCGCUCCGUGGCGUUCAUCCCAAACGGCGCCCCGCGAAUGGCUUCUUGGACGCUGCCGAUCUUGAGCGCAAUCGCCGUGUGUCGUCGGACCGUGUAGUGGUCGAAAACUACUUUGGACGUGUUUGUAUGCUUUGGAAAAUCUACUAUUCGACGUACACAUGGGGUGAGAAGAACUACAACGUCAUCCAGCGAGCUUCCUUUGCGUUGUCUAACUACCAUUUGACGCUCAUGCCUCUCCGAGCUGAAGUUGAGCGGUUCUACGCGUUGGUGUUGACGUGCCGAUUCACAACGACGUUAUCGUUUGAACCGCCAAGAGCGCUUCUCGAUUGA
Aphanomyces invadans is the source of this 873-nucleotide messenger RNA. RefSeq lists its product as hypothetical. The coding region runs from base 1 to 873 and encodes 290 amino acids. Lineage: Eukaryota; Oomycota; Saprolegniomycetes; Saprolegniales; Verrucalvaceae. The transcript has 3 exons. The record is from RefSeq and is a predicted model, not a curated record.